Molecule: messenger RNA, 1135 nt
Organism: Panicum virgatum (switchgrass)
Lineage: Eukaryota; Viridiplantae; Streptophyta; Magnoliopsida; Poales; Poaceae
Exons: 6
Coding region: 130-663 (177 amino acids)
Source: RefSeq, a predicted model, not a curated record
CAGCACACACACAACGACAGAAGCCGGAGAGGCGGCGGAGCAAGAGGCUUCCGCCGAAAUAUCUUCUCCGUCCGAACAAAAAAGAAAUCCUCGGUGGUCGCCGCCGGCGAGAGACGCGAGCACGGGACGAUGGCUUGCUGCCGGGCCCUCGCGCUCCACCUCCUCCCCGCGUCCGCUCCCUCCCUCCGCGCUCCCCGCGCCCGGAUUGGCGCCCACCGGCCCCGCCCUUCUCCCGUCCGGUGCUGCGCCGCCGCGGGCGACCAGGCGGAGCCGCCGCAGGACACCGUUCUCAAGGCCAUCUCUCAGAUAGCAAGCUCUACAGGAAGGGUUGCACAAACAACAAAUGUUGUCAUGGGUGGUACUGUAACAGAUGACGCAACAGAUGAAUGGCUUGUUCUUGAUAAAAAGGUAAAUACUUAUCCUACAGUUAGAGGGUUUACAGCAAUUGGUACAGGAGGUGAUGAUUUUGUCCAGUCAAUGGUUGUUGCUGUUGAAUCAGUUAUUGAAGAAAGUAUUCCUAAGGGUCAAAUAUCCCAGAAAGUGUCUGCAAAGGGGAAAUAUGUGUCUGUCAAAAUUGGACCUAUCCGUGUGGUUUCCAGCGAGCAGGUCCAAGCAGUGUACAAUGCAAUGAAGAAAGAUGUGCGGAUGAAAUUCUUUUUGUGAAUGACAAAUAGGUUCGGAGUGUUGUACCGCAUGAGUAAAAGCUUGCAAAGCAGAGUUGCUUGCAUUGCAUGCUACAUCACCUCUUGUUGGCGAGGUAAUUUGUGAAGGACUAAUAUGACAUGCCAGCCAGCUAGGGAAGGGAUUAGUGGUCCGAUCCAUCAUCUGCUGGAGUUUGUUCCGUUCCGUCGAUGUAGCUCGAGAUUAGUUUUGGAGACGUUUCAAUGUUCAAAGCAUCACUAUUGUGUUGUAAUUAAAAGGUGGACAUAGAAACAAGUAUAGAAUGGAAUGGGCAAUGUAUAUGUCGUGUUCGGAACUCGGAAGUGAUGAUGUUGUAGCAUUUGCAGCUGGGCUGUGCAGCAGCAGGUGUUGAAAACGUCAAAAGGAUAGGUCGUAUGUACAAGUCUUUCUCCAUUGGUUGAAUCGAUGCAAGCAUUCGGUAAUAAACGGGGAAAAAGAGGAAAAAGUAGACGCA